Aspergillus puulaauensis is the source of this 588-nucleotide messenger RNA. RefSeq names its product fungal specific transcription factor domain-containing protein. The record is from RefSeq and is a predicted model, not a curated record. The transcript is spliced from 4 exons. NCBI's taxonomy places the organism in Eukaryota, Fungi, Ascomycota, Eurotiomycetes, Eurotiales, Aspergillaceae. Gene Ontology annotation, molecular function: DNA binding; zinc ion binding. The coding region runs from base 1 to 588 and encodes 195 amino acids. Gene Ontology annotation, cellular component: nucleus. Gene Ontology annotation, biological process: DNA-templated transcription.
AUGAGGACCACUCCUUCAGCAGUACAGCCAGCUCCUGGUGCAUUCCAGACGGAAACAAACCUGCCACCGGAUUCUCUGCUUCUCUUCCACCGCUAUAUAUUUAUUACCGCACAGCGCGCGGGCCAUAUUCCUAACUUUCUUGUGCUUGGAAUGAUUGCUCUGAUGGCUAAAUUUUCAUCUAACCCUUACUUUGAUAAUAUCCACCUCUGGCAGAGAGCCAAGUGCUGGUUCUCAGCUGCAAUGCAGUCUUUUAAUGCUCGAACGGAAUUGAUCGAUUUACCAGCUCUGCAAGGAUGCAUUCUUCUCUCCUUCGUCGCGCUUGCGGAGGGAGAUUCCGCGCAGGAGGCACUACUUACGUCCCAGGCUAUCUGCAUGGUUCGAAUGCUGUGCUUACCGGAAAGCUUAAGCUUAAAUCCCAUCCAGCGAGAAGUAGAAAUUCGAAUUUUCUGGGUGAUGUGGAUGAUGGAGAACUGGCACGCCGCCCGUGCCCUUAUCCCCAAGCAACUGAUGGCGAGUCCCACUUUUAAGCGUCCACUGGAAGAAGAGACUUACAAGAAUAUGAGACGGGACGACCUGGCUGGUGAGUAA